AUGUCGGAGACAAACUCGAAUCUUAUUGCAGACACCAAAGAGCAAAGCAUCGAUACGCCCUCCGAUUCCCAAGAUGAAUUGGUACCAAUCAAAUACCCAUCUGGGCCAAUUUUGGUCUUAAUUGUCAUCGCAUUGAUGUUGAGCAUGUUCCUGGUGGCGCUAGAUAUGAGUAUCAUAUCCACUGCAAUCCCCAAAAUUACGGUUCAAUUCAAGAGCAUGGACGAUAUCGGCUGGUACGGCAGUGCUUUCUUCUUGACUCUCGCCGCUUUCCAGUCACCCUGGGGUCAUGUAUACAGGGGCUUCUCCCUGCGUGGCUCUUUUCUGACAGCCAUUGGCAUGUUCGAAAUUGGAAGUUUGGUGUGCGCUUUGGCGCCAAACAGUAUUGCGUUGAUUGUUGGGCGGGCCAUCCAGGGCAUGGGAGGAGCCGGUCUCACCGGCGGAUGCUACACCAUUGCAGCCUUCAUUGCGCCCCCAAAGACAGUUCCCAUACUCAUCGGUUUAUUGGGAUCCACAUUCAGCGUAGCGAGUAUUGCUGGACCUCUACUAGGAGGUGUCUUUUCGCAGCAUAUUACCUGGCGUUGGUGCUUCUAUAUUAACCUCCCCAUCGGUGGCGUAGCUGCCGGAGUCUUGCUUCUCUUCUUCCGCACCCCCGAACAAGCCAAAUCUGGAAUGGGAAGAACAUUGAAAGAAAAGCUAGAACAUUUCGACUUUAUCGGUCUGGUAGUCUUGCUGGCAGGUUUGAUCUGCUUUUUCCUGGCGCUGCAGUGGGGAGGAGUCACGAAACCGUGGAGCGACGGCUCUGUCAUCGCUUGUCUUGUUCUCUGGGUUGUCUUGACCGGUGCUUUCCUUGGUAUUGAGUGGUGGCAGAAAGACCGUGCGCUGAUGGUCCCACGACUAUUAGCAAAUAGGAAUAUCGGCGCCUGUUGUGCCUAUAUCUUUUUCCUCAAUGCCGCCAAUUUCUCCUUGAUCUAUAACCUUCCAAUCUACUUUCAAGCUAUCAAUGGAGACUCUCCAAUGACAAGCGGGAUCAAAAACAUCCCAACCAUCCUCUCAACAUCCAUCGCAACUUUCAUAGCAUCCUCCAUUGUCACCAAGGUCGGAUACUACCAGCCAUUCUUGCUAGCCGGCAGUGUAUUAGCCACUAUCGGCGCUGGUUUGAUCUACACCUUUAGUCUGACAUCCGGUCUGGGCCCUAUCAUCGGAUAUCAAAUUCUUUACGGCACAGGGACUGGACUCGCGGUUCAGAUCCCGGUUGUUGUAGCAGGAGCAUUGAGCUCAGCAGAGGACCAAUCCAUAACCAUUGCGACUGUUCUAUUCUUCCAAUUCAUCUCGGCCGCUUACGGUGUUGGCUCCACGGACUCGAUCAUGAAUAACCUACUUCUGAAAAGUAUCCCCAAAUACAUGAAGGGUGUCAAUCCUGAGGAUGUCAUUGUUGCCGGGUCAAGUGGGCUUGAAGAUGUUUUCUCGGGCUCAGCGCUUCUUGGUGCGCGACGCUCGUACCUUGAGGGUCUACAUGGCAGUUGGGCCAUGGGAAUUGCACUCUUUGGUGUGACAUUUUUGUGUGCCCUCAUUCCAAAGCGUGGAGGCAAGGUCCCGGGACCGGGUGAGGGUGGGAAGGACGACCAGGCUAAAUUUGUUCCUAUGGUGUAG
Penicillium griseofulvum is the source of this 1650-nucleotide messenger RNA. RefSeq names its product MDR family MFS transporter. Gene Ontology annotation, biological process: transmembrane transport. The transcript is spliced from 6 exons. NCBI's taxonomy places the organism in Eukaryota, Fungi, Ascomycota, Eurotiomycetes, Eurotiales, Aspergillaceae. Gene Ontology annotation, molecular function: transmembrane transporter activity. The coding region runs from base 1 to 1650 and encodes 549 amino acids. The record is from RefSeq and is a predicted model, not a curated record.